UACUGAGGACUGCGGCGGUGCGCGGGAGAGCGCUGACGUCACGGCCCGGGGUUUCUCUCUCUCUGUGCUCGAGAGUGUCAUGGCGGAGGCCGGCUGGUGAAGGAUUUACAGCUGAAAUAUGCCUGCUAUCCCACCUGUUUCCCGGCACAUGGAAUACGGAAAACUGCAUAGCGUUUAAACCCAAGGCACUCUUGACCGUGGAGGGGAAAGCUCAGAAACCCAUCUCUCAGAUAAAGUCUUAAGAGUGUUUUUGUGGAGUUCCCGAGCGACAGCGGCACCAGAUCGAGCCCAAGCAUCGCAGGGCAGGCAGGUGAGCUGCUCUGAAGUGGAGCACACAGACCGCAAGGAUCUCUUCAGGGACUAAUCUUUAAUAUUUGUUUGCGAUGGAUGGACGCAGUGAGGAUGAAAGUGUCAGCAACAGCAGCGGAGAGUCCAGUAAUUCAGAUGAUGAGUCUGGGUCAGGAUCGGGCUCGGGCUCGAGUUCAAGCAGCAGCAGUUCUAGCAGUAGCCAAUCAGGGAGCAGUGACUCAGGAAGCGGCUCGGAUUCUGGAAGCCACUCGGACUCGGAGAAAUCCAAGGAAAAGAAUGAUCAAGACAGUAAAAUCGAUGGAGCAGCGUUUUGGAAGUCCAAUCCCAGUAUCCUGACAGUGCAAAGGACAGCCAUGCUCAGGAAACAACAGCUUCAACAGCAGCAGAGCUCCUCAAACACUGGCUCAGACGAGGACUCUUCCAGUAGUGAUGAGUCGGAUGAUGAGUCAAAGAGCAGGACUAAAGGGUCUGGUUCAGACUCUGACUCGGGCUCUGGUUCAGGAAGUGGCUCGUCUGACUCUUCAGCAGAGGAGCAAGAGAACAGUGACGAGUCCGUGUCAGACUAUGAGCCCAGUCACAAAGUCAAGAGCAGAAAACCUUCAAACAAGGCCAAUGCCAGGAAUGGGAAAAAUAACAAAGCUCCUAAGAAGAAGCCCUCCCGCUCCUCCUCAGAUGAUGAGGAUGAUUAUAAAAAAGCUCUAGCGGGACCUCGGCGGCAGGCCACAGUCAAUGUGAGCUACAAAGAAGAUGAGGAACUGAAGACUGAUUCAGAUGACCUGGUGGAGGUGUGUGGAGAGGACGUCCCACUGCCGGAGGAGGACGAGUUUGAGACGCUGGAGAGAGUUAUGGAAAUGAGGAUAGGCCGGAAAGGAGCAACGGGGGCCGUAACCACGGUGUAUGCAGUAGAGGCAGAUGGAGACCCCAACGCCAACUUUGACCCCAGCAGACAGCCAGGAGAGGUGCAGUACUUGAUGAAAUGGAAGAACUGGUCCCACAUUCACAACACCUGGGAGACAGAGGAGACGCUCAAACAACAGAACGCGAAGGGCAUGAAGAAACUGGACAACUUCAAGAAAAAAGAGCAGGAGAAAAAGAAAUGGCUCAAAGCUGCCUCGCCUGAGGAUGUGGAGUACUUGAACUGUCAGCAGGAGCUCAUGGAUGACUUGCAUUCACAAUAUCAGCUUGUGGAGAGAAUCAUCGGACAUUCAAAUCAGAAGUCCGCCGCAGGUUAUCCAGAUUAUCUUUGUAAAUGGCAGGGGCUGUCAUACUUCGAGUGCAGCUGGGAAGACGGUGCUCUCAUUGCCAGAAAGUUUCAGAAGUGCAUUGAUGAAUACAUGAGUCGGAAUCAGUGCAAAACCAUUCCCUCCAGAGAGUGCAAGGUUUUAAAACAGAGGCCACGGUUUGUGCCCAUGAAGAAGCAGCCUCACUACAUUGGCGCAGAUGGGUUGGAGCUGCGGGACUAUCAGUUGGAGGGUCUGAACUGGAUGGCUCAUUCUUGGUGCAAAGGAAACAGUUGCAUCCUGGCAGAUGAGAUGGGUCUGGGCAAAACCAUCCAGACUAUCAGCUUCCUCAAUUACUUGUUCCAUGAGCACCAGCUUUACGGGCCGUUCCUUCUGGUGGUGCCUCUGUCUACACUCACGUCCUGGCAGAGGGAGAUCCAGCUCUGGGCUCCUCAGAUAAAUGUUGUGGUGUACCUGGGAGACAUCAGAAGCAGAAACAUGAUCCGGACACAUGAAUGGAUGCAUCCGCAGACCAAACGACUGAAGUUCAACGUUCUGCUUACUACAUAUGAAAUUCUGCUGAAGGAUAAGUCAUUUUUAGGAAAUGUGAGCUGGGCGUUCAUUGGUGUAGACGAGGCCCAUCGGCUGAAGAACGACGACUCGCUCCUCUACAAGACUAUGAUCGAGUUCAAGUCCAACCACAGGCUCCUGAUCACAGGCACACCCCUCCAGAACUCACUCAAAGAGCUCUGGUCUCUGCUGCAUUUUAUAAUGCCUAUAAAAUUUCACUCGUGGGAGCUGUUUGAAGAGGAGCAUGGCAAAGGCAGAGACUCUGGCUAUACCAGCCUUCAUAAGGAGCUGGAGCCCUUCCUGCUGCGCAGAGUGAAGAAGGAUGUGGAGAAAUCUCUGCCUGCCAAGGUGGAGCAGAUCCUCAGGGUGGAGAUGAGCGCCGUUCAGAAACAAUACUACAAGUGGAUAUUUUUUUGUUUAUUUAAUUUUUUUUUUUUUGGGUGUAUAUUGAGGAGGUAAUGUUUAGUCAUGGUCAUGAUGGAGCUGAAGAAAUGCUGUAACCACUGCUACCUCAUUAAAUCCCCUGAGGAGGAGUUCUACAACAGACAAGAAGGCCUACAGCACCUUAUUCGCAGCAGUGGGAAGCUGAUUCUUCUGGAUAAACUGCUGGUUCGGCUGAAGGAACGAGGGCACCGUGUGCUCAUCUUCUCCCAGAUGGUUCGGAUGCUGGACAUCCUGGCUGAGUACCUGAAGUACCGGCAGUUCUUAUUCCAGAGACUGGAUGGGUCCAUAAAGGGUGAGAUGAGGAAGCAGGCGUUAGAUCAUUUCAAUGCAGAGGGCUCCGAGGAUUUCUGCUUCCUGUUGUCCACGCGAGCAGGUGGUCUGGGCAUUAACCUGGCCUCUGCGGAUACAGUGGUCAUUUUUGACUCUGACUGGAACCCUCAGAAUGAUCUGCAGGCCCAGGCCAGAGCGCACAGGAUUGGGCAGAAAAAACAGGUGAAUAUAUACCGUCUGGUGACAAAGGGCUCGGUUGAGGAAGAGAUUAUUGAGAGAGCCAAAAAGAAAAUGGUGUUGGACCACCUAGUGAUUCAGAGGAUGGACACCACUGGAAAGACAGUCCUUCACACGGGUGCUGCUCCUUCCAGCUCUACUCCAUUCAACAAAGAGGAACUGUCGGCCAUCCUGAAAUUUGGUGCUGAAGAACUUUUCAAAGAGCCAGAAGGAGAGGAACAGGAACCUCAGGUCUUGGACAUCGAUGAAAUCCUGAAGAGAGCAGAGACCAGAGAGAACGACCCUGGACCGUCGACUGUAGGAGAGGAGCUCCUCUCACAAUUUAAGGUGGCAAAUUUCUCCAUGAUGGAGGAGGAGGAGAUUGACAUGGACACCGAGAGGGACAAUAAGAACUGGGAUGACAUUAUCCCAGAGGAGCAGCGGAGGAGACUCGAGGAGGAGGAGCGACAAAAAGAGCUAGCAGAGAUCUAUUUACUGCCCCGCAUGAGGAAGUGUGCUAAACAGUCCAACUUUAAUGGAAAUGAGGGCAGGCGUAGCCGGAACAGACGGUACUCUGGUUCAGACAGCGAUUCUGUCUCUGAUAGAAAGAGGCCCAAGAAACGAGGAAGACCUCGAACUAUUCCAAGAGAGAACAUUAAGGGUUUCACUGAUGCUGAAAUACGCAGGUUUAUCAAAAGUUAUAAAAAGUUUGGUGGCCCUUUAGAACGGCUUGAUGCUAUCGCUCGAGAUGCUGAGCUGGUGGAUAAAUCAGAGCAUGAUCUGCGGCGGCUGGCUGAGACCGUACACAACGGCUGUUUGAAAACACUAAGGGAGAACCCCUGUGGACCCGAACGAACCUCAGGAGGCAGGCGAGGGAAGGUGAAAGGACCCACCUUCAGGAUCUCAGGGGUUCAGGUCAAUGCUAAGCUGGUGAUCUCUCAUGAGGAGGAGCUGGCACCAUUACACAAGGCCAUUCCCGCUGACCCUGAGGAGAGGAAGAGGUAUAUAAUCCCAUGCCACUCAAAGGCAGCUCAUUUUGACAUUGAGUGGGGUAAAGAGGACGACUCCAGCCUGCUUAUUGGGAUUUAUGAGUACGGUUAUGGCAGCUGGGAGAUGAUCAAGAUGGACCCAGACCUCAACCUCACACAUAAGGCCAAACAGUUGCAGACACGAGCCGACUACCUCAUCAAAUUACUGAGCAAAGACCUCGCCAAGAAGGAAGCACAGAAACAGGCCGGCACAGCAAAUUCACGCAAGAGAAAACCACGGGGCAAGAAGAAUAAAGCUGUAAAGCCGAAGGUGGACGAAGUGACGAACAGUCUGUCCUCUGCACCGCCAUCAGAUAAGAGCUCUGAAGAAGAGGAUGAGAAAGAGGAAGAGGAAAAGGAAACUCCUCCAGUCAAGCCGCCCAACAGAAGAGCACGUGUGUCAGAGCGGCCGGUAAAGGAGGAGGAGGAGGAUGAGGAUGAGGACGAAGAGUCUGAUGAGGACGAGCCUGAGGAUAAAGAGCCAGAAGAGGAGGACAUAAUGGAGAAAGUGGUCAAAAAAGAGAUUAAGAAGGAGAAGAAAGAGGAGGGUCGGGACAGCAAAGAGCGGGAACCAAAAGAGAAGGAGAUUAAGUCAGAGCCUGAAGAAGAGACUCCUGCAGAGAAGGCUGUGGAGGUGAAAGCAGAGGUGAAGAAAGCUGAUACCCCUGUGCACACGCCCUCCGGAGGAGAUGCACUUCCCCUGUCUGACGAGUCUGAAGAACUGGACCAGAAAACCUUCAGCGUGUGUAAGGAGCGCAUGCGGCCGGUGAAGGCAGCACUCAAGCAGCUGGAUCGUCCGGAGAAGGGUCUGUCUGAGCGCGAGCAGCUGGAGCACACGCGUCAAUGCCUGAUCAAAAUAGGAGAUCACAUCACCGAGUGUCUGAGAGAAUACACCAACCCCGAACUGAUCAAACAGUGGAGGAAAAAUCUGUGGAUAUUUGUUUCGAAAUUCACUGAAUUUGAUGCAAGGAAACUGCAUAAACUGUAUAAACACGCCAUCAAGAAAAGACAAGAAAAUGCUCAGCCGAAUUUCUUGUUGUGUGUAAAUUUGUGUUCUUUUGUUUUUGAAUGUGUUGUGUUGUUAUUGGAGUUGUUGAGGGGUUAAAGGAGUAGAGGCAGGUAGAGAUCGGACAGACAUCACUCAUCUCGCUACCAUGAGCACAGCAAAGAUCGGCAUGCUGGAGACUCAUACAGAAAGAGCUCCGAUCCCAGGAAGAGACCCUACUCCUCCUUCAGCAACGGCAAAGACCACCGAGAGCGAGAGAGAGAGCAGUACAGAGAGAGAGGAGAGCGACAGGACAGCAGAUACUACAGCGACAGCAAGCACAGGAAGCUGGACGAGCACCGCUCCAGCAGAGAGCACCGAUCAGAAAGCAACUCCAAGGACAGGACUCACGCCGAACACCGCCUCCACUCUGAGCACCGCUCCGCCUCCGACUACACGCAUCCCAAAUCGUCCCGGGACUACCGCUACCAUGCAGACUGGCAGAUGGAGCACCGGCCGCGCUCUCCGCUGGGCCACCGCUCGCCCUUCGAGUACUCGUCUGACCACAGAAGCACACCCGAACAGGUCUGGAGCGGCCGCAAGACAUAACACUCUCCACUCGGCUCCGCUCGCUUCUGAUUAGCCAUAGACACACAACACACAGGAAAUGCCUUAGGGGACUGUUGGCCGCUGCACUGGGGCUCCGGGGAGUGCCACCCUUUCCUACUCACCUUCGAGGAAACACAGAUCACAUAUUUUUGUAUUUAAGAGUUAGCUGCAUUCUUUCGUAGGUGCUGCAGAGUAAUUUUUUUUAAUUAUUAUUUUUAUAAAUUGACUACUUUCCUUUUUGUUUUUCUGUUUAUUUUGUUCUGUUUUUUUUUACUUU
Cyprinus carpio (common carp) is the source of this 5928-nucleotide messenger RNA. It is a transcript of the gene chd1, whose product is annotated as chromodomain helicase DNA binding protein 1. NCBI's taxonomy places the organism in Eukaryota, Metazoa, Chordata, Actinopteri, Cypriniformes, Cyprinidae. The record is from RefSeq and is a predicted model, not a curated record. Gene Ontology annotation, molecular function: DNA binding; ATP-dependent chromatin remodeler activity; ATP binding. Gene Ontology annotation, cellular component: chromatin; nucleus. Gene Ontology annotation, biological process: regulation of transcription by RNA polymerase II; nucleosome organization. The transcript is spliced from 36 exons.